UUGAGAAUAACCUACUUGACGCUCCAUCAUCCUAAUCUCGGUGCGAUUAAAACAUCACACAAAGAAAAGAAACUAAAGAAACCAUUCACCCGAACCUUUAUCACCCUGACCAAAGGGGGGACAAUCUCGAAAAACAACCACCCCACCGGGAUUGACCUUUCAUUUCAUUUUUUUUUCUCGCCGGUUCCUUGUUUGCCGACCUGAGCCGAUAUCAGCUACAAAUAACUACAAAUAAAAGGAAACGUUAGCAUUAAACAGCAAAACGCAAACGACUGACCCACACGAUAGUGUUGUUCUGGGUGCGUUCUUUGGCGUUCUCUCUAUCUCGCUCUCUGUACCUCUUACUCUCAUUAUCUUAUGUUGAAAUAAUCGUCAAUAAUCGCCCAAUGUGCCUACAAUCUCGUGCGUCGUACGCACACGAAACGCCAAAAAAAAAGCAUCCGUAACGGUCAGGAGGAAAACAAAACGAUAGUGGUAAAUGUGUGCAAGUGCACACGCGUUCGCCCGCGCACACACGUUGCAAGUGGAUGUUGUAAUUGUAUAGCAAUUGAAUCUUCAAUUGGCCGCCACCCCACACUGCCGGCCACCUUACAGCAUCAUACAAGCGGCAUCGGUUUAUGUGCGCUGCCCGUCAGCCUUUCUCUCGGUGCGCACGCAUACAGACAGAAGUGCCGAUCAGGUCACAAUUCAUCUUUAUUUGCAAGCCGUACACGAUCCCAUCAGAUCAGUACGCUGAAGUCAAUUGAACUGUGCGAACGCGGUGGCGCUACAGUUUUGCACGGUCCCGUAACGCAUACAGCAGCGAAAAGUUUGAAUCGUUAUAUACUCACACACACACAAGGCAGGCGAUCAUGUCGCUGACGGUGGAGCUGUUCGAUCUUCCGGCACACCAGUUCCGGGUGUUUUGGGGCGCUUCCGGUAGCAUGUGGCAAUCACUGUGGGACCGCUUCUUGGACAUAACCGGUGAUAAUCCACUCGCCCUUUGGACCGUCGGGUCGUACGUGUACACGUCGCUGAUCUACUGGUGUAUCGGGCUCGUGUACACGCUAUUUGACGUCACCGGACGGCCGGGAUUUCUGCGCCGUUACAAGGUACAACCCGGUACGAACGAACCAGUCGAUGCAGGCCGGUUACGCACCGUCAUCCGGCAGGUGCUGUUCAAUCAGUUCUGCACCGGGAUGCCGCUGCUGUUUCUCAUGUACUAUCUGCUGCCGGUGCAAACACGGGCAACGGUCCGCGAGCUACCAACCUUCGUUACCGUCGUCUGGCAGCUGGCCGUAUGCAUACUGAUCGAGGAGGUGAUGUUCUACUACAGCCAUCGGUUGCUACACGAUGGUCGCAUCUACCGGUACAUCCACAAGCGCCAUCACGAAUGGACGGCACCGAUCGCGAUCACCGCGAUGUACGCACAUCCGAUCGAGAACGUGCUAAGCAACCUGCUACCGAUAGCGGUCGGCGUAUGGACGACCGGUUGCCACAUCUCCGUCGCGUGGCUUUGGUUUACCAUUGCGAUUUCCAACACGCUGCACGUACAUUCCGGCUACCAUCUGCCAUUUCUGCCCAGUCCCGAGCAGCAUGAUUUUCAUCAUUUAAAGUUCAAUCAGUGUUACGGCGUGCUGGGUGUGCUUGAUUGGUUGCACGGAACGAACGAAAUGUUUCUCCGCUCCAAACAGUCCAAGCGCGAUUACAUUCUGACAUCGCUGGAACCGGUGCGGGACACCCAUCCCGACCAAUAGACCGGUAACGGUGAAAAAGCUGCUGUUACCAAUACAAAAUAUUCUUUUGCUUUGGCGAAAGCGAAAGAAAACUCCUUGAAGGAGAAUAUUUUGCCUUUUAAACCAUUGAUGUAUAUUAGCUUUCGUCCGUUCGCUUCCAUUUUAGGAGCAGCGAAAGCAAGCCACGUUUUAUGUAACAAAGUUAUGGAAAUUUUAUUUUUUUUUAAUAAUAAAUGUGACAAAAAGUGAA
Anopheles funestus (African malaria mosquito) is the source of this 1965-nucleotide messenger RNA. Its product is annotated as fatty acid hydroxylase domain-containing protein 2-like. The record is from RefSeq and is a predicted model, not a curated record. Gene Ontology annotation, molecular function: C-4 methylsterol oxidase activity; iron ion binding. Lineage: Eukaryota; Metazoa; Arthropoda; Insecta; Diptera; Culicidae. Gene Ontology annotation, biological process: sterol biosynthetic process. The coding region runs from base 852 to 1736 and encodes 294 amino acids. The transcript is spliced from 3 exons.